Colletotrichum costaricense is the source of this 1113-nucleotide messenger RNA. RefSeq names its product RTA1 like protein. The coding region runs from base 1 to 1113 and encodes 370 amino acids. Lineage: Eukaryota; Fungi; Ascomycota; Sordariomycetes; Glomerellales; Glomerellaceae. The record is from RefSeq and is a predicted model, not a curated record. Gene Ontology annotation, cellular component: membrane. The transcript is spliced from 2 exons.
AUGCUCCCUAGGCAGAUCGUUCAGGUAGCGAUGUGGCUGAUAUGUAGCAAGCCCCUUGUCGCCAGACAAUACCCCUGUGACCAUCUCGUCGAUGUUAAAGCUCAGGCUUUCCAUCCAACACCAAGGUUUCUCAUGUACGCCAUCAGUACGCAAUAUUCCUCUCCUGACCUAAGCCUCCAAUCCAAAAUCGCUUUUAGGCGAGGGCCUCUUGACGAAACAAUGAGUGAAGAAAGAGCUACAUACGGAUAUGUCGACCCAAAUUUCGUCAAUCCUGGUGGGAAAUGGGACACGCCAGUUAUAAUCUACGGCUACACUCCAUCCUUCGUCCUUACAGUACUUGCCGAUGUCCUCUUCUUCCUCCUUCUCAUCGUCCACACAUGGCAGAUCAUCCGCUACCGCAGCUGGUACUUCGUCACCUUCCCAAUUGGCCUCCUAUUUGAAAUCGUCGGCUACGUAGCCCGCUCUCUCUCCGCCAAAGCGAACCCGUAUAACCUCAUCUACUUCAUUCUCAACUACUUCUUCAUCGUCACGGCACCAGUCUUUCUCGCAGCCGGCAUCUACGCGAUUCUAUCCGCUCUCAUCAACCGUCUUGGGCGACAGUUCACGCCUUUGCCGCCUAAAGUGGUUUUGUGGUUCUUCAUCACCUCGGACGCCAUCGCAACCAUCACGCAGAUCUCGGGCGCCGCUUUGAUAGGUGUCAAGCAGUCGCGCCGCGAGGACCCUACGACGGCCAACAAUAUUUUGCUUGGAGGACUUGCCUACCAGGUCUUUUCAAUCGGAUGUUUCGUCAUCACUACGUCCAUAUUCCUCUUCAGAGCUCGAACAGCGAUCAAAGAACAUAGGCUUACUACUUUCGUGGCUGUGUUUUCGGGGGCGACGUUGUUGAUUUACCUGCGUACCUGCUUCCGUCUUGCCGAAACUGCGGAGGGUCUUGGGGGUUACCUCUACUCGAAUGAGGUUUUCUUUGGCGUGCUUGAGUUUGCGCCCGUGGUGUUGGCAGUGGUAUUGCUUUCCAUCUGGCACCCCGGGAGAUGUGUAGCAAAGAAGGUCUCCGGUGGCGUUGAUGAUGCAGAAAAGGCUAGAGUACGCAGUCGUGAGUCUAUUCAGAAAUAG